ACUCCCGUGAUCCCUCGCGGUGUUAAGGGAAUUACGUCACAAUUAAGCGUUUUAAAACGUCACAGAGGGCGUCGCUCUAGCCCUGCCCGGCGGAGAGUCAGACUCAGUCACAACUGUCCUAAAGGCUUUUCCACAUGGACCAGAACUUCGUAACACUGAAUGAUGAGCAAGUAGUGGCAGCCGACAAGUUCUCCAGUAUAGCGACAAGUUCUCAAGUGAUGGACGACAAAAUAGCUGGACAGGGAAAUUCUGAUCUGGAUGAAGAUUGUGUAUCUGAGGAGCAGUCAAAAUGCUUAGAAGAAGAGAAGGGGUGUUACAUGGAUAUUGUGAAAGCGAACUCUCAAGGCGAUGGAUCGUUGGACAGUUUUAAAACAGAAGGCUUUCCUAUCUCUGCUGCUGCAUUAAACUGUCUACAUGAAAAUACAAAUGUUUCUGGAAUUAAUCACGCAUUAAAAUGCACUGGCAUUAAUAUAUCAAGGAAAAAACAGGGUGGAAGUAUGAUAAAAGAGUUGCCCUUAUGUGAAGGUUAUUUCAUGUACACAGAAAGUUACCCACACAUGGACCACACACAGACAGAAUCUGUAUCUCAUAUAAAGAAGGAAUCCGACUCCUGGCAAGAAGGAAAUCUAACAGACACAUAUACACCCACAGAACAUAAACAGACAGAGUAUCCAUCUACUGCCAUUAAGGAGGAACCAGCCUUGUCUGAAGAGGGGAAUAUCCGAUAUGACAUUAAUGGACUCACAGAUUAUAAAAUUAUUUAUAUUAAGGAAGAAUUGCCCUCAUGUGACAGUUAUACACCCACAGAACAUACAUCUACACCCUUGAAGAAAGAAUCUUCCUCACAUGAAGAUGAAACUCUCAUGGACCUUACCACGGGUGGAGUUACAGACUUUACAGUUAUUCAGAUUAAGGAGGAAUCGGCAACAUGUGAAGAAAAUCUUCCAAAUGCCAACAUUCACACUACUAAAAAACAUUCACCUUCAAAAUAUGUGUUUAACAGACAUAAAGGUCAGAGUACAAAAAAGAAGAAAGUAUCUAAUAAAAAGCAAGCAACUGAUAAAAUUCAGGAACAGAUGCAACUGGUAGAGGGAAUAUUUAACUGCAUGGAGUGCCAGGAACAUUUUACUACUCAGUCAGCACUUGUUAAACAUCAGCGCAUUCACAUAAGGGAGAAAAGGUUUACUUGUCCUGAUUGUGGCAAACGUUUUACUGCUAAAUCACUAUACGAUGCACACCAAAGAAGUCACACUGGAGAAAAACCAUUCUCUUGUCUUGCAUGUGGGAAAUGCUUUACCAGUAAGUCAAGUCUUGUCAAACAUCACAAUAUUCACACGGGAGAGAAGCCAUUUUCCUGUUCUGUUUGUGGAAAACAAUUUAGUCAAAAGUCCAGUCUUAUGUCACAUAAUAGAAUUCACACUGGAGAAAAACCGUACUCCUGUGCAGUGUGUGGGAAACGUUUUACCGAUAAGUCAGGUUUUGUGUACCAUCAAACCAUUCACACUACAGAGAAACCCCUUUCCUGUUCUGAAUGCGGGAAAAGGUUUAUUAGGAAGUCCCAUUUUAUAAUACACCAGAGAAGUCACACAGGAGAGAAGCCAUUCUUGUGCUUGGAGUGUGGGAAAUGCUUUGUUAUGAAGUCGAGUCUUGUCAAACAUCAGAUCAUUCAUACGGGGGAGAAACCGUUCUCAUGCAUACACUGUGAGAGGAAUUUUAAUCAAAAAUCACAUCUCAUUGCUCAUCAGAGGAUUCACACAGAUGACAGACCUUUUUCAUGUUCUGAAUGCGGGAAAGGUUUUACUAGUAAAUCAGGGCUUGUGCAACAUAAGCAAAUCCACAAAUCACAGAAACCAUACCCCUGCUCUGAAUGCAGUCACAGUUUUAGUGCAAAGUCACAAUUACUAGCACAUCACCGGAUUCACACAGGAGAAAAACCAUUCUCCUGUUCCGUGUGCGGGAAAAGUUAUAUAUUUCAGUCAAGUCUUGUCCAGCAUCAAAAGACUCACACUGGUGAGAAGCCGUUCUCGUGUCCUGAAUGCGGAAAAAGUUUUACUUUUAAAUCGGUUCUUGUUCAGCACCAGAGUAUUCACACCGGAGAGAAACCAUUCUCGUGUUCUGAAUGUGAAAAAAGUUUUACCCAAAAAUCCCAUCUUGUCUCACAUCUGAGGACUCACACUGGGGAGAAGCCUUACUUUUGUACUAAAUGUGGAUACAGCUUUGCUGCUAAGACAAGUCUUGCUACACAUCUAAAGAUUCAUGAACAAGAACAAACUGACUAAUCAACUGGGUGUAAUGGGACUAUUUGCACAGCUAAAUCAAUGUUACUUUGGCAUUACAGACCAGUCUUCGCCUUACUGAACCUUUUUAUUCACAUAGUUGCAUAGUAAUCUAUAGUGAAAAUAGGACGUCUUUCAAGUUAAACUUUCAUAGGUUUCUGCUGUUAAUCCAAUUUAAUGAAUAAACAAAAAAAGGUGUCGAACUCCUUAUUGUGAGAGGACGAUAUCCCUUUAUUGGCAAAACAGUAAUGUUUAGACUGUGUCUUUUUCAAGCAAUGGUUGAUAAAGACACAGUCAAAAUGUUGCUGUUUUGUCAAUAAGGACUGCUGGACAUCAUUUUUUUUUUUCCAUUCUUUUAUACUUAUCUGGGGAGACAGUGUCUUUGCACCCUUAAGAAAAAUAAAAGUUAGUGCCCCCCCAAAAAAAACCUACAAUUUGAAGCAAGCAUCAAUCAUGCCUCAAAUAGGGGGGAAAAAAAUCUUCUAAUUUCUACCAUUCAAAUAACGUAUAAUGUAA
This is a messenger RNA of Pelobates fuscus (common spadefoot toad), 2792 nucleotides long. Its product is annotated as oocyte zinc finger protein XlCOF6-like. Lineage: Eukaryota; Metazoa; Chordata; Amphibia; Anura; Pelobatidae. The record is from RefSeq and is a predicted model, not a curated record. Bases 135 to 2279 code for a protein of 714 amino acids. The transcript has 4 exons.